AUGAAGGUAACGUUCAAAGUGUGUUUCUGUUGUGUAAGAAGCUUCAAAGUGAAAUCAAGUGAGCCACCUCAAGAAAUCAAAUCACUUUUCGACGAUUACUCCCAAAACGGCAGGAUGUCUGUAGAUGAUAUGCUCAGGUUCGUGAUCCAAGUGCAAGGAGAAACACACGCGGAUUCAAACUACGUGAAGGAUAUAUUCAACAUGCUCAAACAUCACGGCGUCAGUGGCCUUCAUCUUGAAGAAUUCUACCGCUAUCUCCUUAGCGAUUUCAACUCUCCAUUGCCUCUUCACGGCGAGGUUUGGCAAGAUAUGAAUCAGCCUUUAUCGCAUUACUUCUUGUACACGGGACAUAACUCUUACUUGACUGGGAAUCAAUUCAACAGUAGAAGCAGCACUGAGCCGAUUGUGAAGGCUUUGAGAAGAGGAGUUCGUGUCAUCGAGCUUGAUUUAUGGCUUAACCCUUCAGGAAGUGAAGCCGAAGUUCGUCAUGGCGGGACGUUAACAAGUACUGAAGAUCUUCAGAAAUGUCUUAACGCUGUAAAGGAGAACGCAUUUAAGGUAUCUGAGUAUCCAGUUGUACUUACCCUAGAAGAUCAUUUGCCUCCAGAUCUUCAGAAGAAAGUCGCUAAGAUGCUGAGAAAGACUUUUGGAGGAACAUUGUUUCGAUGUAGAGACGAAUAUAAAAAGUGUUUUCCUUCACCAGAAGCACUCAAGAACAAGAUUUUGAUCUCAACAAAGCCACCAAAAGAGUAUCUUCAGUCCCAUAUCUCUCAAGGUGCAACGACAUCUGAAUCUGUAAAUGCUGAAGAACUGAUUCAAGAUGAAGAUGAGAAGAUUCUAGCUGUCGAAUACAGAGACUUGAUCUCGAUUCACGCUGGGAACCGCAAAGGCGGGCUUAAGAACUGCUUGAAUGGGGAUCCUAAUCGAGUUAUACGGUUAAGCAUGAGCGAGCAGUGGCUAGAAACUCUGGCUAAAACCCGUGGAGCUGAUAUAGUAAUGUUCACUCAGAGGAAUAUUCUGAGAAUAUUUCCCAAGACUACACGUUUUGACUCAUCAAACUAUGAUCCUCUUGUUGGAUGGAUUCAUGGGGCUCAAAUGGUUGCCUUCAAUAUGCAAAGUCAUGGGAAGUUCUUGUGGAUGAUGCAAGGAAUGUUUAAAGGCAACGGUGGAUGUGGUUAUGUGAAAAAACCUGAUGUUUUGCUCUCUAAUGGUUCUCGAGGUGGAAAUUUUGACCCUUUCAAUCAAGAUCUCCAGAUCAAGACAACUCUUAAGGUGAAAAUUUACAAUGGAGAAGGAUGGAAUAUGGAUUUUUCUCAAGAUCAUUUUGAUCGAUACUCUCCUCCUGAUUUCUACGCAAAGGCUAGUGUCAGAAUCGCAGGAAUACCUUUAGACACAAUAAGUUACAGAACAGAAACAGAUACAAACGAAUGGUUUCCGGUUUGGAAUGAAGAAUUCGAGUUCCCCUUGCGUGUUCCGGAGUUAGCUCUUCUGUGUAUCACAGUCAAAGACCACGACCGGAAUAGUCAGAACGAUUUCGCCGGCCAGACAUGUCUUCCUUUGUCGGAGAUCAGGCCUGGACUUCGUGCCGUUCGGCUCCAUGAUCGUGUCGGGGACGUCUUCAAGCACGCGAGACUGCUCGUGCGGUUUGUCUUGGAGCCUCUUGUGUCAAUAAACUAA
Molecule: messenger RNA, 1677 nt
Organism: Eruca vesicaria subsp. sativa (arugula)
Lineage: Eukaryota; Viridiplantae; Streptophyta; Magnoliopsida; Brassicales; Brassicaceae
Source: the annotation of a GenBank genome assembly